CCUCUGCCUCCAAGAUGGUAGGAAAGUUGUCGUUUCGGAGGGCAGAGGAGCUGCUCUCUGGUGUUAUGUCCUCGCAGUGCCUGUAGUGGUGCUGUAGGAGGCUGCUGCCUCUUCUUGUGCAGCCCCGGCAGCCCUGCCUUCUUGGCUGGAGAGUAUAUUCAGGGAUUUCCCCUUAAUAAUCACCGACCCUGGGAGCACUUUUUAGUUUCCAAAAUAAAAAUAUGAUCCUCACCCCUCUUGCUUGACAGGGAAAGGCUCUCGCCGGAGCCCAGGGGGGAGCAGUAGCAGCGGCAGCCGAGCUUCCUAGUCCAUUGCCAGCGCCUCUCACUCUGAUCUGUCAGCCCAGCCGAGGGAAAAGGGGGGAAGGAGAAAAAAAAAAAAGCAGCUGAAAGACAAUCUGCUUCAUCUUGAUUCUGCAGCAUUCCACACUGUGGUAUCCUUGGGGUUCUCUUAACAUUGCUAUGGUGCAGAAGAUUUAAAAUCAGCUGAUGUUCACAAGGAAUAGAGUCACGUGAUGUAUGAAGGGAAACAUAUACACUUCUCUGAGGUUGACAAUAAGCCCUUGUGCUCAUAUAGCCCCAAACUGUGCAAGCAGCGGCGACUCAACGGCUACGCUUUCUGUAUCAGACACGUUCUGGAGGACAAGACUGCCCCCUUCAAGCAAUGUGAAUAUGUGGCCAAGUAUAACAGCCAGCGCUGCACCAACCCCAUCCCCAAAUCGGAGGACCGCAGGUACUGCAACAGCCACUUGCAGGUUCUUGGCUUUAUCCCGAAAAAAGAGAGGAAGAAAAAGAAUGAUCCUAUAGAUGAGGUAAAGGUCAGGCACCAGAUGGAUACCAUGGCCUUUAGCCUGACGGUGCCCACGUUGGCCUUGAAGAUGCCCAAUGGACUGGAUGGAAUGUCCCUCUCUCCACCCGGGGCAAGGGUCCCUCUCCACUACCUGGAAACUGAGUUGGAAGACCCAUUUGCUUUCAACGAGGAAGAUGAUGACCUAAAGAAAGGGGCAACUGUGAAAAAGAAGUUGCAGAGCAAGUUGGCCCAGAAUCGGCAGCGCCAGAGAGAGACCGAGAUUUUAAAAGUUCGACAAGAGCACUUUAGUCCCCCUCCUGCACCUUCUCAGCAGCAGCCGCAGCCUCCGCAGCAGCACUCCCACCUGUCACCUUUAUCCACUUUAAAACCUCCAGCGCCACCGCAGGGUUUAGUCUGCAAGUCACCUCAACCUCAGAACACCAGCCUACCAAUGCAGGGAGUGGCCCCCACCACACACACUAUAGCACAAGCAAGGCAGUUGUCUCACAAGAGGCCUCUGCCCCUCCUGCCAUCCAGUAGGGCUCCCGUCGUGGACCCACCCAGGACUGACCAGGUCCUUAUGAAAGCCACAGCCUUCUCUCCACACUUCUCUUGUAUAAGUCGACUGCAGAGACUGGUGAAACUGUGCACCCAAAAACAUCAGUUGGACACUGAUCUGUUUCCCCAUUUAGGGUUGGACUGGUCUGAAGAAAGCGGAGAAGAACCGGAGGACUCAGAGCAGGCCUCGCCAUACCAGGUCGCCUGGUCCAUCCGAGAGACCCUCAGAUACGACAGACACAUGUCGGAUGACGAUGAUAUGGAGAGUAGGAGCUCCAGGGUGACCCAACUUUGCACUUACUUUCAGCAGAAAUAUAAGCACCUCUGCCGCCUGGAGCGGGCAGAAUCUCGUCAAAAGAAAUGCCGGCACACGUUUAGGAAAGCCCUGCUGCAGGCAGCCAGUAGAGAACCAGAAUGUACUGGCCAGUUGAUCCAAGAACUGCAGAGAGCUGCAUGCAGUCGAACCAGUCUAAGCCGGACCAAGUUGAAGGAGGUGGAGCCAGCAGCAUGCAGUGGGACCGUGAAGGGCGAGCAGUGCACCAACAAAGCCCUUCCAUUCACCAGACACUGUUUCCAACAUAUCCUCUUGAACCGCUCUCAGCAACUCUUCUCAAGUUGCACGGCCAAGUUUGCAGAUGGACAGCAGUGUUCUGUGCCCGUUUUUGACAUUACACACCAGACACCUCUGUGUGAAGAACAUGCCAAAAAAAUGGAUAAUUUCUUGAGAGGAGAUAGCUCCCGCAAAGUUCAGCACCAGCAGCAGAGGAAACCCAGGAAAAAAACCAAGCCUCCUGCACUUACCAAAAAACACAAGAAGAAGAGAAGGCGUGGACCUCGUCGACCCCAAAAACCCAUUCCCCCUGCAGUACCCCAAGGGAACCUCAGCAUGCCCGCCAGCGUCUCACUGCCAGUGGAGGCCUCGCAGAUCCGGAGCCCGUCCACGCCAGAGCUGAGUGCUGAUGAGUUACCGGAUGACAUUGCCAAUGAGAUCACUGACAUUCCACACGACUUGGAAUUGAACCAGGAGGACUUCUCAGACGUCCUGCCGCGGCUGCCUGAUGACCUACAAGAUUUUGAUUUUUUUGAAGGAAAGAACGGAGACCUCCUCCCCACCACCGAAGAGGCCGAGGAACUUGAACGGGCCUUGCAGGCCGUGACUUCUCUCGAGUGCCUGAGUACCAUUGGGGUGCUCACCCAGUCAGACGGUGUGCCCGUCCAGGAGUUGUCAGACAGAGGAAUUGGGGUGUUCGCCACAGGGACCGGAGCUUCAGGAAUUCAGUCCUUGAGCCGAGAGGUAAACACGGACCUGGGGGAGCUGUUGAAUGGGCGUAUAGUCCACGACAACUUUUCUAGUCUAGAGCUGGACGAGAACCUGCUCCGUUCUGCUACCUUGUCUAACCCACCUACACCCCUGGCAGGGCAGAUCCAGGGGCAGUUCUCUGCCCCAGCCAACGUUGGCCUUACUUCUGCCACUCUGAUCAGCCAGAGUGCACUUGGGGAGAGAGCCUUCCCAGGACAGUUUCAUGGACUUCAUGAUGGCAGCCAUGCCUCCCAGAGGCCACAUCCUGCCCAGCUGCUGAGCAAGGCAGACGACCUAAUCACCUCACGACAGCAAUACAGCAGUGAUCAUUCACACUCCUCGCCCCACGGAAGCCAUUAUGAUAGUGAGCACGUGCCGUCUCCCUAUAGUGACCAUAUCACCUCUCCCCACACGACAUCUUACUCGGGUGAUAACAUGGCAGCUACCUUUUCAGCAGAGAUGCCCAUCAUGGCGCAGCACUUGCUCCCAACCCAACUUGAGGUGCCACUUGGAGGCGUCGUCAACCCCAGAACUCACUGGGGCAAUCUCCCUGUCAACCUCGGAGAUCCCUCUCCAUUUAGCAACCUUCUCGGCGCAGAUGGACAUCUUCUUUCCACUUCCCUAUCCACGCCGCCCACCACUUCGAACUCAGAGACCACCCAGCCUGCCUUCGCCACCGUGACCCCCAGCAGCUCCAGUGUGCUCCCGGGGUUACCGCAGACCAGCUUCAGUGGCAUGGGGCCUUCUGCUGAACUCCUGGCCUCCACCUCUCCCAAGCAGCAACUCCCUCAGUUCAGCGCAGCCUUCGGCCACCAGCUGAGUUCUCACAGUGGCAUUCCCAAGGACCUGCAGCCCAGCCACAGCUCUAUAGCCCCUCCCACAGGCUUCACAGUAACAGGUGCCACAGCUACAAGUACCAAUAAUGCAUCUUCUCCCUUUACCUCCCCUAACUGAGCGUGUCUGUGUGUCUGCAGGCAGGUGGGGAACCUGGUGUUUUCUAUCUUUUUUUCCCUCUUUUCUCACCCCUUUCCCCCUUUCCUAAAGAAGAUUUUAAAAACAACAGAUGGGGACUAGAGGAGAACUCCCUUUUCCAGUUAAACGAGUCAGCCUGCGGUGGACCUCGCCUCAGUGUUCACAUGUGCUCCUUCGCACUGGUGCUCAUCCCCUCGCGGCAGGUCCCCUCUCCCCCGUGGUCUCCUUAGCGGCUCAGCACAGUGACUGGAGAGAAUCGAUUGUUAGCAGCGAGUCCUAGAAGUGGAAGAUACCUCAGAUUCCCAGUGCCCUUUACUAUUUCCUAGUAUUCAGAUCAACGCUUUCCAUUCUAAUGCCAGGUCUUGACAUAGGUGGGUCUAGAUGGCAGGAGUUCCUGUGUAAGAGAUAGCAAGUGGUGCGGAGAGGCAGACCCACUGCCCGCCACCGCAUGAGGCCAGGAUUCCAUUCCUAAUUGUGAUCAUGUUCAAUUAAAAAGAAAAAAAUGUAGUCUUCUGACUGCCUUUGUGUAUGUGUGCGCCCACGCGUGUGUUUUUGUGCAGGGCAGGAAGCAGCUGUCCCAUUGUUACGUUUUAUUUUUUUUCCCCCUAAUGAGUAGAAGACUCUUCUCCUUCCCCACAUCUCACCACCCUUCAUAAGGUUGGUCGUUCUUUCCCACUGAGUUAACUGAGUUUCCUGAAUGGAGAGGGCGGUGGUCCGCUGGCGUGAAUAGCGCAGCCCUGUUCUGCUAGGUUAGCCCAGAACACAGAAAGCGGGAGUUCACGGCAGUGCCCUGGAGAUGUUGUGAAAAGCUUGCCUGGAUUGACUGCAGGAUUGCUGCGAUUCUGAGGUCUGGUGGUUGGUUCUAUUGCCUUGUAAGACAUGCAUUUGUUUCUGAAUCCCCUUUCCAUGGAAUAUAUUCGCAAGAUGUAAUUAAAGAAGAUAUUUUGAUGUGGAAAGCAGGAUAGGUCAGAUAGGUUUGGCGAGAUGGGAUCUGUGAACCCCUUGAUCUGUCUUUUGCUUUUGAAUUUUUCAUGUUUACAGUAGUGAUUCUUUGGUAAGAUUUGUAAAAUGUUGAAGACACUUGUAGAAUCAGUGUACCAGUUGUGAAGUGAUGUGUAAUAUCUGAAGGAUAUACAUUUUAAAGUUCUUUUCAAAGCAUAAUAUGGAAAUUAGACAAAUUUUACCCACCCUUUGGUACUUUUAGAAUAAUUUAAGUACUUAGGUUUGAGUUUGAGGAAAUUUUUUUUCUUCUUAAAGUACCAGGAUUUUAGGGUUAAAAAUCAUAUUGAAUAGUUUAGUAAGUUGGUGACUAUGAAAUGAAUACGUGAGGUUUCUUUUUACCUGCCUUCUCCCCGCCCCCCCAUCCCCCACCCAAGGGUGGAACUAGAUUUUAAAGGCAUCUGUACUCUGCUUUUGCUGAGAAGUUUCACUGUCCCCUGAGAUACCAUUGGCUAUUUAUACCUGAGUCUAGUCUAAUUUACAUAUAUAUAUUUUAAAAGAUGAGUAGAGAGAACAUAUCUAUUAAUGAUGUGAUAUAAUAAUUCAUUUGUCAGGGAAUAUUUGAUCUUAAUUCCUUUUCAAUAGGUAAAGAUUUGGAUGUAUUUUCCUACUUCCUAUAUGUAUUCUCUUUAUGCCAUGCUAAUUCUAACCAGUCCCUUCUUUUGAAAGCUUUUCUUUCUCUGCUUUUUAAAGGAAUGAUGGUGACCAGCAGGCAUUAUGCAGAUACCACGUGCCUGAGAUUAUGGAGGGGGAAAUGUCACAUGACUGUAUGAAAUCAUUAUAUGCCCUAUUUUGUAUUUAUUGAAGUUUCUUUUUGUGGGCCAAAAAUAUGUUUGUAAUAUAUUAAGUUUUUUUUUAAAUCAUGGUAAUUGAUUGGAAGAUUUAUUUUUUAAUAGCUUUGCCUUUUUUGCAGAUUGAGAAAUUUCUAAAUUAUAAAAUUAUGUCACAAAGCAAAAUUAUAUUUGGUAGCACCAUAAAUUUCUAUUCUGAAUGGUGAGAACAGAUAAUUGAAUAUUUCUCACCUGCGAACCUAUGUUAGUAAGCUUUUUUAUUUUAAUGUACUGUAAUGAAAUGAUGAUGAGUAGUUACCGCUACUCAAAAGCGUCAUGUAGUUUGCUAAACUCUUUUCACAUCCCAUUACAAUCAUCACGAGAUAACUGUCCAUUCCCAGUGAUUCGGUUUUCAUCUCUGUUGUGUACUAAUUAUAAAGGUUGUCACAGAGCAGCCCGUUGACUUUCUUUGUUACUGAGGAAAAAUUGGUAUAUACACAUUGACUUUCUUAUCAGCUCUUCUUCUACAGCAAAGGGGAAGUCAUGGGAUGUUGAUUUGAACUUUUCUGGCUAUUUGUCCCUCGUGGUAGCUGCUUAAAAUUCUUCAGUUAUCAAAACUGAGUUUGCAGUAAGUUGCACAUUUUAUUGUUUGCAAUUUUCUGUUUUCUGUGCAUUUUAAAGCCCUUUUCUGCUUUCUGAUAAGGAGGCAUGAAAUGAUCAGGAAUGUUGCCAGUUACAGCUUCACACCAAAAACUUUGAGUAAAUUCAUUUUUUUUUUGUAGAUGCCCACGACGAUAGCUCAAGAAAGGGCACCAGUAGGAAGUACCAGUGUAGGUCUGCAGAAUUAGCAAAAAACAAAUCUUUCUUCUCAUUUCACCUGCUUCAAAACAAAUACCCGAGCUUGCAAUUUGCUUUGCUCUUGCUGUUCUCGAGAGUCCCUUUUCGGAAGAGAGGAGAACAUCUGUGAACCCAGAGAUAUCCGUUCUGUUGUUCUUUUAGCUAAUGGAGCAAUUCUAGUCUCUUAGUAGUAGGUUUGCAAUUGAUGUGUAUAAAGAAAGGAAUGAAGUGUCUUUUACUCCAGAAAUAUGAAAAUCAGUGUCUUUUAAAAUAUCGCUUAUGCUAUAUAUCAAGGCAAUACUGGAAUCAAAAACAAAUGUUACAUAAGGUUCUAUCUAAUUAGGUGGAUACCAGCUUUCAUGCUAGUGUUAAACUCAUGAGAAAUAGUGGCAAAGAAGGUUCACUCUGUUUCUGCAGUUCUUUGGGACCAUUUAUGAAGGCCAGUUAGAUAGUGUUAAUGUGACCUAAUUUACCUGCUGCAGUUAAUGGAUACAUUCUGUGCUCUGAGAAUCUGAAUUCCAUUCUAAUGUGUAAUAUUCACUGGCUGUGAUCUAUAGCAUCCAAAGGAAAGAUGUGUUUUUCUCCUUUACACUCUCUAUAUAAUUGUUUAUAUUAUUUUAAAGUACUUAAGACGUUGUUUUUCCUCUGUACAAAUGGCCUAGCAAUUUGCACAUCUGGGUAGAUUAUGUAGUUAGUAAACAAGUCACAAUAGUAAAUAGCAAUUACACUUAACCCACCAAGUGACAGACUAUGCAAUGGAGAAAAUUUUCCAGUUAUCGCCGCAUAGCUUGUAUGGCAAAGGAUUAUUUUCUCUAGUGAUCUACCAUGUGAGAUAGAACUGCUUCAUAAAUGACUUCCUGAGCGAUUUCUUGUUGGCAGGCGGUGUGGUCUGUCUCGUGUCCCUCCACAAAAAGAGUCUAAUUUAAUGAGGAGCAAGUAGUAGGUAUGGAGAUAAAGUUGGAAAAUUCUGUCUUCUUUUCCUUAAAAUUGUAGUUACUCUCUUGAGCGGUUGAAGGCUAAAGAAAGCUAAUACUUCAUCUUUGCCAAAUAAUUAUGAAUAGUAGUUAUUUUUUAACUACGCCCGAGCUCCCCGCCGCAAGUUAAGAAUCAUGGUUUUCUGUGACUAACACUAAAGCUUUUGCUUAUCAGAGCUCAUUCUCAGUCCCCAGUCAUGGUCCAGAGAGGCUGAGACAGUUGUUUGACUUGGAAGGAGAUGCUGUCCGGGAUCCACACAGCUGCCCUCGCCACACGUACCAUUCUCUUUUUACAUGAAAAGUUUUACCGUUUCUGUUGCCCUGAACCGUGGGGCUUUUAUCAUUUGGCACUAGAACGUGAGCCUAUGUUGGGUCGUACCCGUGCUGUAAGUCUGCGGUACUUGCCUGCAUCGGGGGGGUGGAGGUGAUGGGUGGUGGGUUUCAUCAACACUUGCGGGAGGCCUUUGGUCCCGAUUAGUCCAGAAGGUGGCUAUGGAUCAGUAUGGCCAAAAGAGGAGGAUCCUAGUAACACUAAACUCAAGCUAAUAGGUUUGAAAUGCAUUUCAAUGUUGUCUAGUGUCCAGUUUCUUCAUCCUCUUUCUUUUUAGCCUUCUUUUCACAUUCUAUUAAAUUCUCUUUUUCAUCUGGUAUGUAUAGAAUAACAUAAUGGUCUUUUAAAUGGUCGAUGGAACUCUGAAGUUCAAUGAGGCAAUUUAAAGGAUUCCCUGAAAGAAAAAUGGAGUCAUACCGAAUCUUUCCUCGCAGACACCUACAUCGCUCCAAGGAUUUUUUUCCUGAUGAGAAAUACAUUUCUUGGGGAUGGGGUUGGGGGAAUGUAUAUGUGAUGGAACAAAGAUUUUUUUUUUCUCUUCCUAUCAGUACAUUGAAAACAACUGGAUUUUCAUGGGCAUUCUAUAGAAAAGUAAAACAGUGUAACAACUUCUGAACAUCUUGAACUUUAUAAGCUUUCCAAUAUCAUAUUCUGGAGGGACCCCCAAAUCCAUGUUUAAUAGAUUCAAGUAACAUUUUUAAAAUACUGUCUCUCAGAAGAUGUGUAAUAAAAUAUCAGCAAAGAACAUAUUUGGAUAUUCUAUUAAGCUUUUUCUUCUGAGCAGUGAUUUAGGAAAGAAAACAUAAAGUAUAAAUGAAUAAUCAUGUCUCUCCUGAUAACCAGUGUCAUGAAUGCGAAAGUGGUGGGUCAAACAGCCUUAUUUCUAAGUAGCAAAAAUUCUCUUUUCACUCCAGCUCUUACUUUUUAUUAGCUUUCCUCUCUCUGCACUGUGAUACAGAGCAAAUAAAGGGAAACGUGGCAUUUCCGAGAGAGAGCAAAUUUGGAAUGACUUUUUUAACCCCAGGUUCCCAAACCUUGGGAAUGUUUGGCUACUUUGAAUGGCAGGAUUUUUGUGAUCUAAAGUUCAGUCUGAAAAACCCUCUCAGAAGAGAAAGCCUGUCUACCCCUUAGUAGCUCUAUGUUGGGCAGCUCAGCUUCCCUUCCUCCUCCUCUUCUGCCUGCUCACGAGGCUCACCCCCAGCCCUGAAGUGUGCACACGCCCACAGGAUCUGUACUGCUCCUGGCCCAAGACUCAGAGAAUCCCCUUCUUUCACUUGGUUUUGGUUUGUUUCUUUAAGCUGGGGACCACUGAAGUAAGCUCUAUGUGCACCCAAAGUUCCCCUUGGAAAAAAUUUCAACCUGCAGUGCAGAAGGCUCCAAUGCAGUUAAAUGUCACCCUUGCUUUUACUCGUGGAAUAGACUGAUUUGCCCUGAGGUGACCCCACCCUGCAUCGUUAAAAGGUACAGUUGGCUCCAGCCGAUGAUGAGUGUGGAAGGGAUGGGGAGUUUGGUACUCGGUGACGUUGUCUUCAUCUGCCUGGGGUUGAAUCAGUUCCUCUCAACAGUGAUAGUUCUUUUCACUGUAUAGUGUUGAGUAUGUCUCAGGGAUUCCUUGUGGAAAUUAGGGCAGUUUUUAAAAUACGAAAAAUAGUUUUAAAAGAAACUAAAGGUGACUCAUCAUUGAAGAGAGCGCAAGAAAGAGACGACAUUUGGUUUCGUAGCCCACAGUGUCUUCUUGCAUGGGACUCUUCCUUCUCCUUCGGGCUCUCAUCUCAGCCUCAGCAUACAGAAUCCUUUCCCACCACGCACAGCUUUAAAACUUUUAUUUAAAAAUGUCCUUCCCCAAUGAGCUUUCAGAAUACUUAUUGUAGAAUUUAAGAGAAAAGGUAUAUUAAUUUAUGCUAUUAACAUCACCUCAUAAAUUAUAAGUUUUAUACUAAAGCUGUAUUGAGUGUAAUGAAUUAUGUUGCCUAUGUGUUUAAUAGCUAAAAAAUUAUAUAUGAGCUUUUUUUUUUUUUUUUUUUUUUUAACAAAACAAACUAGUGAAGCACCUUUUUACACUGGAUCUCUGCCGUGUCAAGGUGUAUAGCUAUCCUUUGCUACCUUGCAGAUAUAGAAAAGGAUAUCCUGGGGCCUCAAAACGUAGAACACCUUUAGACCAUUUAUUACUGCUCAUAGAACUGUUGAGAAUCAUGUUUCUUUAGUAAAUGAUCUGUGGUUUACACUUAAGAUGGCUAGAAGCUUAGUAACAGGGUAAAUAGAAAUACAUAGAUCAAGUAAAACUCCCAACUACUGUAGCUGGAAUUUGUAAAUUAAGUUUUUAAGUCCUCUUUUAUUUCCUAUGGAUUUAUUCUUUAAUUACAGUUUAUUCUGUAAGUUGGGAAGUACAAUAGAGAAAAUAAUAAAUCUAGAUGUUCUCAGUGUCUUAUUCAGGAACUUCUUAUCCCUCCUCACUAAGGAAUUCCCACUGUGACUUCAAAAAUAGAAUUACCGUACUUGUGUGCAUGUAUAUGUCUGUGUUUUUACACACAUGCAAAAAUAUACAUUGGGGGCACGUGUGCGCGAGAGAGGGAUGUGUGCUUAGGGAAAAGAGAGAAAGCUAACAGAAUGUAUUGUAGAAAUAGGAUUUAUUUAGUCGAGGAUAUUGGACUUUGUCAUCGUCUCUUGUUAUAAGUACACCAAAUUCUUGAUUAUGUUAUGUUAAAAGGCUAGCUCUGAUAUCAUGUGCAUUUGAUUUCAACCCUUUGAUUAACUUAUAUUGUUUUUAAAAUGACAUAAGAAACAGCAGGUUCUAAGACCAGCCUCUCGCUUUUGAGCGUAAAAAUAAGAGAGAGACAGACCUGGACACGAGCUGUGUUUCUGUUGGGGUGAUGGAACCAGAGAUCAGUUGAACCACCUUUUUUAUGUUCGUAUCAUAUUCUGAGUUAUAAAAUAUGAUUGAUCACCCUUUCUUGGUAAAGUUAAGAAAAGGAUAGGCCUUUUAUAAAGAAUGCCAUUUUUUGAAGGGGCUGCUUUGUUUAAAGAAUUGGUAGGAUUUUUUCACCAUGCACAUUUCAGCUGGGUGGAUUUCAGUCAUUUCCAAGAAUUAAAAUACAAAACAAAACUACUCAGCUAUGCUAUUAUUUAUGAAGUUAGCGUGCCUGCCAACCCCCAUAUUUUGACUAUAGGAAAAUUAUGCUACCCUUGGCUUUUACGUGAUUCAUGUGGGAUUUUUUUUUUUUUUUUAAGUACAUUCCUAUAUUUUGAGUUUUGUCAUUUUGCUGUACAUUCAUUACUGGAGUAUCUGGUUGGUCUAAAAUAGUCAAAACUAGAGUUGUUACUAAAUGCUCCAAUCACAUUUAUUUUUUAAUAUUAAAAAAAUCAUGUACUUUGAAACAUGUCAGAACAACUUCAGAUAAUACGUCUGAAUUCGUAGUUAACUUUGAAGCCUCGUUCAUCUUAGAUAUAUACUCAAGACCUAGGAAAGCUUUGUAUGUUGUUCUUUUUACAGUUGUAUUUUCGCAGCAUCUCCCAGUUUCAUCCAUUCUCGCUUUAUGGAUUUUCCAAAAUCUGCAUAUUUCUUGUACAUAUGCAUGCAAAAGAAAGAAGGGAGGUUGUAUUGGUGCCAUUUCUCCCUUCAGUUACUGGUUAAUGGGAUUUGCUAGAAUAAAUUCCCCCUGAUUGAAGGGUGAACACAGACCCUUUUGUGUAUAUCUAUCUGUACAGAGGUGUAUAUGGGAUGUGGUGGCACUUUGCUGAAUGUGAACUUGCCUUGUCAAUGGGAAGAUUGAGAAGUAUUAUGUUUAUUUAUACAUUUGUAUAAAUCUAUAUAUACACGUAUGUAUAUGUGUGUGUAUAGAUAAAGCUAUAUACAUAUAUUUCCCUAAAAACGUGUGUGUAUAAUAGAUAAACAGCCUUUGUUAAGCAAGAUUAUACGUCUAUGGAAAGUUCUGGAUUGUUCUAUGAGCAGGAGGAGGUCAUAGUCUAGAGUGGUGGUCAGAGCCUACAAAGAUGGGAGUCCUUUGGAUGAUAGUCUUGUCUAUGAAUUCCUCUUAGAACUGUUCUUACUUGCCAAUUCCACUUAUUCUUCAUUUUCAUUACCUUCGAAGUCAGUCGCUCACCAUUUAAAAAAAUCACACUUCAUUGUAUUUUUCCCUUUAUGGCCUUUCUAGCCAGAAUCAUUUGGCUUAACUAUAUUUCAUUAACUCUUCAGUUGUUUCCUUUAAAGAUUUUGGCUCUGAAAUUUCCUAGAAGGUAGAAGUUUUGGUAAUUUUUCUGUCCAGUAAUUUUGAGAAUUGUAUAUCAUCUUUAUCUCAGAAAUAACCAAUAAAGAAAAGACAGCAACAUUCAAACAAAACUAAUUUGAAAGUUUUACCUAGAUAAUUGUGGGACGUUUUACUUAAAUUGAAAAAGGACUUAAUUAUGAUUUUAUGAUUGACAUUAACGUUAGGUUUCUUUUGUCAUUUAUGGUCGUAAAUGUGUCAUUUUAAAAAUUUGGUUUACUCUGUGACUUAAUCAUAAACUUGCCAUUUUCAUGUUAAUGAAAAGCCUCUCGAAUUCUAGAACUCAUUUUAUUCAUGAUGAAACUGCUUUAAUGAAUUCUCACAUAACGAAUUCUGCUAUAUUUCCUUUUGACUUUUCUCGCAUUUGUGACAUUCUUUUUAACUUUGCUGCAGCUCUCUUGCAUCCCUAUAUAUUGUGCCUUUAAAGCUUUUAUGCACACACAGACAAAAGUGUAUAUAUACAUGUUGGAGCAUGUGUACAUAUACUUUCGUAUAUACUCACACAGUAUGUCUCUAGUAUAUAUUGUGGGAGUGGACAUAUAGAUACUCAAAGGCAAUGGAAUGUUGCUCUCUAGGUAUAUAUGUAUAUAAAUAGUGUUGAUAUCCUGUAUAUACACAUGUAUAUGUACGAGUUUUAAAUGGCAAUCUUUUACAUUUAGCAAAAUGCUGCCCCUACUGGAAUAUUGUCACUGCAAUGGCAGUUGUAUGUAGUGAUUUAAAAUACAUUAUCAAAAGUUAUUUAAAGAACAUUUUAAAGUCACAUCUAAAGACAUCCACACAUUAUUUAUUAAUCUUCCGUUUCCUUUUAUUGUUAUUAUUAUUUUUAACUGAAAGGGAGACUGUCAUUUUUAAAAUGCCAUCUGUCCCAUGAGAGAAAGAGAGGGCUGGAGACUCACUUGAGGACCCUUGUGCAUUUUCCUCUCUCUGCAAUGGAGAUGUGCCGCAAACCAGCCUGUUUAUUUCAGUUAUAAAGCAAACCUAACAUUUCCAUUACUGCAUGUCACCCACCAUCUCCUAGAUCAACUUAAUUCACCGAUCUGCCUCUUCCUUUCAUUAAUAAGUAAUGAUCCUUGAGAUCAUUUUGCCUGGGGGAAGUGAACUACUCUCUAGCUGCAGGGGAAUCUAUCACCUAAUUGUUAUUCUGCCUUGUUCAGAAUUCAACUUUGAGAGAAGGCAGCCCUAUCAUGAAGCUGUCUUACGCAUGUUUUGCAUUCAUUUAGUUAAAGGUUUUCCCAACCUCUUUUUUUUUUUUUUUUUUUUAAAUCAGAGAACUCCAAGUCUGCAUGCACUUGACAUAGAUUUAAUUCUUACUCCCCACAGCUUCAGGUAUUUUUCAUUAGUAAAUCAAUUUGACACACUGAAUGGAAUAAUACUAAGAAAAAACUGUUAAGUAUUUUAUUUUGUGAUGACUUGGCAGCAGAUUACGUUUCAAGACCUUACAGAGAGAGGAACAUAGAUGGACAAUCCUAGAUCGUAAAAUGCUAACAAAAAACAGGUGGAGUAAGAGUACCCUGAAGACAAAGGGAGAGGUUGGGGCUUGAGAGAUUUCACAGAGUAGCUUAGCUGAAACCUGAUAUCAGAAGCAGCCUUUAACAGAAGCCUCUUGGCAAUUACAUGGUACUAACCAGAGCACGGAAGUACAGGUUGAAACCAAGUUGCAGUGGGAAAUCAAAGGUGAGAGGUAGUUUAUUGGAAACCAGUAAAUGACAGGUUGCACAGUCCUGAAAUCUCUUCUAACAAAGUAACUGCACGGUAGCAAGGACUAGCCAUUCUCAAAGCCCUUCUUUUUCAGUGUUCUCCUUCACCUUGGCACACAAGUAUGUUUUAAUGCCAUACAUUAAAAAAAUAUUUACAAAAAAAAAAAAAAAGCGCUGCUUAAAGGGAAUU
This is a messenger RNA of Sus scrofa (pig), 13679 nucleotides long. RefSeq names its product INO80 complex subunit D (gene INO80D). Lineage: Eukaryota; Metazoa; Chordata; Mammalia; Artiodactyla; Suidae. Gene Ontology annotation, cellular component: nucleus. The record is from RefSeq and is a predicted model, not a curated record.